CCCCUCUCCUCCUCCCCCCCACAGGUGCUCUCGCUACCGUACACCCCUCAGUUUCCGGAGAAGUGUCAAAAUCCCAAUUUGGAACACUAUGUUGAAGCCAUCAAUAAAUGUUGCAGCUCGUGUCCUCCAGGUUCUCGUGUGCUUCGCAGCUGCAAUGAAACUGUCAAUACACAGUGUGUGCCAUGCGAGGAAGGGACGUAUACACUGGUGUGGAGCAGAGCGGAACGCUGCUUAGGAUGCGACCCACCAUGCAGAGCUGGAUUUGUGGAAGUGACGGCAUGCAAGGCGACACAGAACCGGCACUGCUGGUGCCAGCCUCACCAGUUCUGCAGCCAGAGGAUCUCCAAAGGGGUGUGUCUCCGCUGUGAGGCUCUUCCCUUGUGCCAAAGAGGCUAUGGAGUCGUGAGACCAGGUACAAAAACCAGAGACCUGCAAUGCGCCCCUUGUCGUCCUGGAACAUUUUCAGAUGUGGAAUCUCCUACUGAAGAGUGCAAGCCCCACACGAUUUGCAAGUCCAUACUCAUCCCGGGAAAUAGCACCAGCGAUAACGUUUGCAGAGAGCCCCGGGGGCCGAAUGGUGGAGGAACCAUUUCUCCGCACACCACAGCGAGGGGAAGCGGGCCGUCACCCACGCAGCAUUCUGUUACUGAAGAUCUGACUCUGCCCGUCAAGAAAGACCCUCCCGGAGACGUAUCAUCCGCUGCUGGUUGGGCCGCUGGAGCAAUGUUUGCCCUCUUCGCGUUGAUCAGUGGGACCCUCCUCUGCUUUGCAUUCCAUAAUAAAAGCCAGCCUUGUGCUUCACUGUGUGGAAAUGAAAAACAGCCAUUUCCAGCAACCGAAAAGCUGCCCGGGAGUUGUCCUCAGGAUGGCAACAGCCAGGAAGAGCAGAAUCUGCUGGAGACUUCAGCUUCUUCCAGCAGUGGCUCCUUAGAUCAAGCUUCUGAGAAAAGCAGCAGGAUCAGCAGUGCAAGCACCCCAAAAAUGGAAGCAGAUGGACUUCAGCAAAGGUUACCUUUACCGAAUAACUGUGUGACCCACAGCAGAGCAGACUCAAAGCAAUCCAGUAGUGGAAAGACCCAUGUGAACGUAAGCUGCGUCGUCAGUCUCUGCAAUUUGGAUCACAGUGUGCCGUUCCAGUCUCUGGACGGUUCCAUUCCUGCAGUUCCCAGAGGCUGUUCUUCAGCGGAAGACAAACUUCCUCUUUCAAAGGAAGAAAGCACAGUGAAAAAAGAGCCCGGAAGACAAAUCGCUGUGGAAGUUGAGGACAAUAUGGAGAUCUUUGAUUUCCAGGAGAGAAAGCUGCUGCCGUUAAGCACACAAGAUGCAGGGAUGAAGAUAUCUUGAAGAUGGAGCCUGCACCAGAGGCGAACGGAUUGCAGUAAAGCAGCUGGAUGGCUUUCUACAAGACAGCUUUUGCUUUUUUAAGAAUGUGCUGUCAGCCCGUAACGGUGGCUGCUGAAACUCAGGUGCUUCUAGCAUUAGACAUAAGCAAUCCGGACAAAAACUCAGCUGUUUUAUAAUGGAAGGACUCAUUGAUGAUCAAAAAGAAAGAAGUUACAAUGAGGAAUGUCUUGAAAUGUGUGCUAUAUCCUGAAAGGCGAGAACCCAGGCUUAACGCAUUAAAGGCCCUGAAUUCACUCUCCGACGUCUUCAGGCAGAGCUGUGGCUAAGCAGAAAACGUGGACAUUUGCAGCACCUAAGAUAGCUCAUGAACUGAUGAUGUAACUUGUUAAAAGGCAGCUUUGUUACAGAAAACCCAUGCAUUUGCUUUGAAACAAUAGGUUGGAUUUUUCUGCUGGUCUCUUAAAAACUCGGGACUGUAAAUACAUGAGCAUAAUUUAAUGGGGGCCAGCUUCGUUUCUUCAUAGUAACUGUAUGGCAUUGUAAAAAUGUAGCAUUUUCUUCUCUGGACCUUAGAUGCAAACUGUUUUUAUAGUGAACGCACAUUCCUGUCCCCCCAAAAAUGCACUGUCAUUUUAUCUGUCAUCUUUUUGUUACGUUUUGUUGGUUAUAAAAUGAUACAGCCAGGCCAAAGGCAGGAUGGUUGGGACUUCAAGCCAAGGCACCAAAAUCUGGAGGCUGUAAAAAUUUGCUGUCGGAAGAGGGUCUUUCUUCCACUGGGUUCACAGACCACCUCUAGCUACUUCUCCACAGACAGAAGCAAACAGAAAGCAGGCACUUAAUGGAUAGGACGGCUAAGUCCCGAACACCAAAAUGGUUCGUUAUGGCUUUGUAAAAUGGUAAUGAGUUGAAAAUCUAUUCCCCAUCAUGUAGAAAAAUAAAUUUGGGUAGAAAUGUUGCAGAUGCAACCAGUCUUCUGUUA
Messenger RNA from Pogona vitticeps (central bearded dragon), 2323 nucleotides. The record is from RefSeq and is a predicted model, not a curated record. Lineage: Eukaryota; Metazoa; Chordata; Lepidosauria; Squamata; Agamidae.